AUGUCAUUCUUUGGGUACCGGAGCUCCUCGAGCAGAUCUUCAUCGCAGGAAACGCACCUGAGUGAGCUUGAGCGGCUGAGAGGACGUCAGUUGGCGAGUCUCGUGCGUGCUGGAGGUCGAGCUAAAAAUCAACAACAAACGAUAUUUGAAGUGCCAAUAGCCGACACAUCUCGUGGACCGUUAUCUUUGCAAUUACAAUUGACGUCCGAGUUUCCAGUGAAGGUUCCUCAGCUGAAGGCGUCGAUUCCACUGCAAAAUCGAUGGCUGGAUACUGCAGGCAAUGUACAUGGCCAUCCGGAUCUUAACAGGUGGACAGCGCACUCGGAUCUUGGACGGAUCGUGUCGGAAAUUGUCACAGAAUUGCGUAUUGCAGCGAAAAAAUCACUAGUGUCUCUGGCCCAAAGUAGCUCACCUGCACCUGCUGCAUCAUUGUUGCAGUAUCCUGGAUCUAGAGCCAGCUAUGCAUUAUCAAAUCGACCGUCUCCACAGGCUCAGACUCAACAACCAACACAACAAACUUCAGCUACUAGUAAAACACAGCGAACACAGAUGCCGGUAAUUCCUGCGACCUUUCCAGAACUAGAGGAGCUUUCACUGUCGCAGCUCGAGAUGCUAAGUUCAGAUAAACGUGCACUCAAGCAGUUUGUUAAGGAAUUAUCUUCGGUCAAAGAAUUCACCCAAUUGAGAGACGAAGUAUUGCACAGCAACAUGGGGAUUGCAAGGACAACAUUGGGUUACGAGAGCGAGCAGCGUCAACUGCAGACGUUGGUUGAGGCACAACGCACUAAGCUACGUGCUGCACACCAGGCGUUGGCUGAGAAGCGAGUGCGACAGCAGCAUAUUGCCGCACGCCAUCGACCAGACGCACUAUUGGCGCAACUCUCAACAGCCAUAAAAGAUGUAGAAAACGAGACGGAUGACAUUGCGACGCAAUUUGCCAAUGGUGAUAUCAAUGUGAUGCAUUUUAUCUCCACGUACUUGCCUCGACGCAAUGUAUACCACGAACGUACACUCAAGCUGAUGAGAGUGCAGCAGCACUAG
Molecule: messenger RNA, 1041 nt
Organism: Peronospora belbahrii
Lineage: Eukaryota; Oomycota; Peronosporomycetes; Peronosporales; Peronosporaceae
Source: the annotation of a GenBank genome assembly